CUCCUCAUCAACAGUUGCAGGAAAAAGCAGAGAGGAGAGAGGAGCUCCAAAAAUGGCGAAAAAGCCUCCAUUUCCUCGAAAUACCCUCGCUUUCUUCUUCUCCCUUCUCCUCCUCCACUCCAUUGCUGCCACUUCAGACGUCGAAUACCAGUCUCUAAUGGCGUUCAAAUCUUAUGCCGACCCAUCAAACUCGCUCACCUCAUGGACCAAUCGAACCUCUAUUUGCACAUGGUUCGGUAUCUCAUGCUUGCAAAAUCGAGUCACCAAGCUCGUCCUCGAGUCCCAAAGCUUGAAAGGCCGACUGUUGAACAUAACUGACUUGACCAACCUUCGAGUCCUGAGUCUUAGCCACAACCAGUUGUACGGACACAUACCAGACCUCUCCUCUCUCUCUUCUCUUCGCCUCCUCUUCCUCUCUCACAACAACUUAUCGGGCCAAAUUCCCGCGCCUUUGCCCACUCUUUUCCGCCUGGAUCUCUCCUACAACUCCCUAGGGGGUCAGAUUCCGGCGAGUCUAGGCUCUAUGACCCAGCUCCUAACCCUGCGCCUCGAGUCCAACCAUUUGACCGGUUCGGUCUCAGAGUUCCUUAAUCUUACGGUCCUGAAAGACUUCAACGUAUCGUAUAACCAGCUCUCUGGGAAUGUCCCUGAAAAUCUUGCCGUCUUUCCGAUUACUUCAUUUUCCGGCAAUCCCAGCCUUUGUGGCAACCCCUUAGCGAGGUGCCCGAUCCGAGUGGCUGGCUCCGUGCCGCCCGCUUCAGCGGCUUCCUCUUCUCUGCCAGCUACCAUCGUUUCGUCGACUCCCGGCUCGGAGCCAGACGCGUCUGCUCGAACCGCACCGCCAACUCGGCAUGGAGCUGGAAGGCUGACCAAAACGGCCGUUAUUGCAAUAGUCGCCGGCGAUCUCGCUGUCGUCCUAAUUUUGACCGGCAUCUUCUUCUGCCUUUUCUGGCGAAAGAUCGCCGGUAAACCGCUCUUCAAGAGAGGCGGCGUUAUCGAGGGUGAGAAGAUCGUGUACUCGUCGAGCCCGUACGGUUUCCAAGGCGGUUUUGAUAGGGGGAAGGUGGUUUUCUUGGAAGGCGAAAACCGCUUUGAAAUCGAUGAUUUACUGAAGGCUUCGGCUGAGAUGUUGGGGAAAGGCGGUUUCGGGACAGCGUACAAAGCGGUUUUGGAGGACGGUCAGGUGGUUACAGUGAAGAGGUUAAAAGAGGCUCAGGUUUCGGGGAGAAGAGAGUUUGAAGCUCACAUGGACGUUUUGGGGAGGUUAAGGCACCCUAAUCUGGUUAGUUUAAGGGCUUAUUACUUUGCUAGAGACGAGAAGCUCCUGGUUUAUGACUACAUGCCCAAUGGGAGCUUGUUCUCUCUCCUCCACGGUAACCGUGGCCCAGGGCGCACACCCCUUGAUUGGACGACCCGGAUGAGGAUCGCCGCGGGUGCUGCCCGUGGCCUGGCUUUCCUCCACCACCACCGCCCUCGCCUGGCCCACGGCAAUGUCAGGUCCACCAAUAUCCUCCUGGAUGCCACCCUCACCCCCCGGCUGUCCGACUUUUGCCUCUUUCCAUUUUGCCCCCCAAUCCCACCACCCCAAAAUCCGCAGAACGCCCAUUCCAGUCAAUCAGGCCGGGGUUACAAAGCCCCCGAGCUCACUGAUCGCCGAAAAGCCUCUCAAAAAGCCGAUGUUUAUGCCUUCGGUGUCCUCUUAUUGGAGAUAUUGACAGGAAAAUGGCCCGAAGAGGACGGUGGGACUCACCUGGUGAGGUGGGUUCAAUCAGUUGUGAGAGAGGAGUGGACAGCUGAAGUAUUUGAUUUGGAAUUAAUGAGGUAUAAGGGUGUGGAGGAGGAGAUGGUGGGCCUGCUGCAGGUGGCGUUGGCAUGCGCCGCGCACAUGCCUGAGCAGCGGCCAAGGAUGUCCCACGUGCUGAGGUCGAUAGAGGAGAUAAGGGGCGAAAGGCAGAGCCCUUCGCACGACUCGUAUGAUGACUCAGUGAUGUCGGACUCGCCUUCAGUGUCGGAGGAUGCCGGAGCAACUAGCCAGUAGGAGGGAGUGAGAAUGAGGGAGAAUUUGGCUUCACACAGUUGAAAAGAGAGAAGUGGGUUGCUUUUUCAUUCACUGUUCUAAAGAAUUUCACCCACAGAUCUGGUGGUUGAAAGCGGUGUUUGUUUGAUUGACAGUACAAUAGACAGAAAGGGUUUGGUUUCAUUCCCAGUUCUAGAGGGAGUGAGAGGUUUGGUUUUUAGGCACAGAGAGAUAUUUAGUAUGCUAUGUAAAAGUUUUGGCGUGAUUUAUUUUUCCAAUAGUUCAGAAUUUCAGUAUGCAACACAAAAUUAAAGGAUCUCUGUCAAUUAACUUAUUUGAAUUAGAGCCACAAUUGGGCUUUUAG
Amborella trichopoda is the source of this 2381-nucleotide messenger RNA. Its product is annotated as leucine-rich repeat transmembrane protein kinase family protein. NCBI's taxonomy places the organism in Eukaryota, Viridiplantae, Streptophyta, Magnoliopsida, Amborellales, Amborellaceae. The record is from RefSeq and is a predicted model, not a curated record. Gene Ontology annotation, molecular function: protein binding; protein kinase activity; ATP binding. Gene Ontology annotation, biological process: protein phosphorylation.